Molecule: messenger RNA, 1168 nt
Organism: Oncorhynchus masou masou (cherry salmon)
Lineage: Eukaryota; Metazoa; Chordata; Actinopteri; Salmoniformes; Salmonidae
Product: transcription initiation factor TFIID subunit 9-like
Exons: 7
Coding region: 195-959 (254 amino acids)
Biological process (GO): DNA-templated transcription initiation; RNA polymerase II preinitiation complex assembly
Cellular component (GO): SAGA complex; transcription factor TFIID complex
Molecular function (GO): RNA polymerase II general transcription initiation factor activity; transcription coactivator activity; protein heterodimerization activity
Source: RefSeq, a predicted model, not a curated record
AUGGCUGUAGGGUAAAUUGGUAGGGAUUUUUUUUCUCCGCAAAGUGUAAUAAAAUCAUACUGCAGAAUAGUAGGUUGAUACAAUAGGUGGCGUCUUGCACCUACAACAUCUGUUUCCGGACCGGCAUAAUACAGAAGAUUAUUAUUAUUAUUAUCAUUAUCCCAUCUUCAACCUAGAUUUUAGUGCGGAAGUGGAUGCGCGGGAAAGGAACAAACGUGAAAAUGGCUACUCCGAAAACUGUUCCUAAAGAUGCACAGGUUAUGAUUCAAAUCCUCAAAGACAUGGGGAUAACAGAGUAUGAGCCCAGAGUGAUUAAUCAAAUGCUGGAAUUUACCUACAGAUAUGUGACAACCAUUAUCGAGGAUGCCAAAAUCUAUGCAACACAUGCUAAGAAGAACAAUGUGGAUGCUGACGACAUAAGACUGGCGAUCCAGAGUCGCAUGGACCAGUCCUUCACCUCCCCACCACCACGAGAUUUCCUGCUGGAGGUAGCUAGGCAGAAGAACCAGACCCCUCUGCCUUUGAUUAAGCCAUACACUGGGCCCCGCCUGCCCCCAGACCGUUACUGUCUAACAGCUCCUAACUACAGGCUCAAAUCCAUACAGAAAAAGAUGUCCUCAUCCGCGGGGAGAAUUACAGUGCCUCGUCUCAGUGUAGCAGCUGUAUCCAGCAGGUCCAGCACACCUACCUUUGGCACUCCCUCAGUUCAGUCAGUCACUACCAAAGUAGGGACGCCAAUGUCUCUGUCGGGGCAGCGCUUCACCGUUCAGAUCCCAUCCUCACAGACUGCAGCCUCUAAGUCCUCCACACCAUCCACCCCAACGGUUCAAAACGUCCUAAUCAAUCCCUCCCUGAUCGGCUCUAAGAACAUCCUCAUCACCACCAACAUGGUGUCACAGAGCUUGGCCAGUGAAUCGCUGAAAAGGAAGCACGAAGAUGAUGACUAUGAUGCAUUAUGACCUCAUGGAUAAGUAGAUAAAACAGGGAGGAGUCGGCUAGAUGAAAGCUGUGUGCUGUAAAUAUUGUAGAAGUUAGUUUUGAGGUGAGCCAGCCAGUUUACAAUUCUCCCAUCACAUUGUGUAAAAUGAUUAACUGUCAUGCCUGUUUGCCACAAAUUUUUGUACAUACAAAUAAAGAUAUUUGUGACAAGAAGAGAAUAAAUUUGUAA